AGAACGCAUUAAAUUUGAAGACCGGAAAAUAGCUUUAGAAUACUUCAGACAAGAUUGUUUUUGUAUCAAGUUCGAUUUACGUUCAGGUUACCAUCACAUUGAUAUUUCUACUAAGUCCCAGACUUAUUUAGGUUUUUCAUGGAAGGACAAGUUUUACUGUUUUACGGUUUUACCAUUUGGACUUAGUACAGCGCCGUAUGUAUUUACUAAAUGCUUGCGCCCUAUUGUUAAAUACUUUAGAGAAAACUGUAUAGACAUUGUUUUGUACUUAGAUGAUGGUUUAGUGUUGUCAAAUACAAAAAAUCAGUGUGAGAAUGUUUCAAAAUUUAUUCAAGAUACGUUGGACAAGGCUGGUUUUCUGGUUAAUAUCGAAAAGUCUGUUUUUCAACCAGUUCAGCAGUUAGAAUGGUUGGGUUUAGUUUGGAAUGCGAUCGACUUUACAUUGUGUAUUCCAGAAAGGCGUAUUGAUGACUUAAAGUCUUCAUUAGAGUGUUUGUUAAAAUUAAUGCCUAAAGUUACGGCGAGACAACUUGCUAAGGUGACAGGUAAAAUUAUUUCGCUCUCUCCCGUCUUCGGGAAUGUUUGUAGAAUUAUGACACGCUAUUGUUAUAUGAAAAUAGUGUCAAGGUCGUCUUGGGAUAGUGUUCUCAAUUCAGAAAAAAUGGAACACGUAUUGAAAGAGUUGAACUUUUGGCUUUUGAAUAUUUUUGUAUCUAACAAAAAGAAACUAUGUAGUGUUUUUGAGAAAGAUAUUGUUGUUUAUUCUGAUGCAAGUAAUGUAGCAGCAGGGUCUUAUACUAUUGAUGUAAAUCAAGAGGUUUUUCAUUUAAUGUGGAAAGAGCAUGAGGCUAAGAAAAGUUCUACGUGGCGUGAAUUAAGAGCCAUUGAACAAACUGUGAAAUGUUUUCAAGACAGAUUUGCAUCAAAGACUAUUAAGUGGUUCACAGAUAAUCAAGCAUGUGUAAAAAUAGUGCAAUGUGGGAGUAUGAAAUUGGAAUUACAAGAGUUAGCCAUGAAUAUUUUCUCUGCUUGUAUUCAGAAAGACAUUUUUUCUGUGGGGAGAUGGAAGGAAGUCCUCUCCAGAAAUGAUAACGAGGAUCAGCGCAUAUCAGCUCUGAAAAACGCAAUCCCAGAGUAUUGUUUAAAAUCAAAAGCGAAAAACACAUGUAAAAAAUACAAAUAUGCUUUUAACGCUUUUUGCAAGUGGUGUUCUUCCUUUAUACCCCAGAUUAGCCCUUUACCAGCUUCAGAGACAAACGUCGCUAUAUACAUUAUUCACUUGUCGACUAAAUUCCAUUCUGUAGCUAAAAUUCAAGAAGCGGUAUAUUCUAUAAGUUGGGCUCAUUCUCUAGGAGACUUUAAAAAUCCAUGCGAUUCCACUCUUGUCAAUUCAGUGAAAGAAGGAGCUAUACGAUCAGUCAGCCAUACCGUAAAGAAAAAAGAACCGAUUUCACCGGAAGUGUUAUCAAAAUUAGUGAAAAAAUUUGGAAAAGAAUCUGAUUCCUUACAAGAUAUACGAUUGUGCUGCAUGUGUUUAAUAGCAUAUGCUGGAUUUUUGCGUUUUUCCGAACUGAUAAAUUUGAAAAGAUCUAACAUAUGUAUUUUUGAUUCUCAUGUUUCGUUGUUUAUAGAAAGAAGCAAGACCGAUGUAUACAAAGAAGGAAGCACUGUGGUUAUUUCAAGAACUCCAAAUGAUACAUGUCUUGUAGCUAUGUUAGAGAGAUAUUUACGGAAAGCAAAUAUUAUGCCUUUUUCUGAGGAAUUUAUUUUCAGGUCCAUACUUUACUGUAAGAAAUCCAAGUCUUACAAACUAAGAAAGGGUAAUAAACCAUUAUCGUAUACUCGAGCAAGAGAAAUAUUGCUCGACGCACUAAAGUCUUUAGGUUUAGAAUCCGGUAAUUUUGGUUUGCAUAGUCUUAGAUCGGGGGGUGCUACAGCUGCUGCUAGCAACGGCAUUACUGAUAGACUGUUUAAGAAACAUGGUAGAUGGAAAUCCGAGAAAGCCAAAGAUGGCUAUGUUCAGGAAAAUUUAUUAGAAAAGUUAUCGGUUUCGAAAAAAUUAGGUAUUUAAUAAGAUAACAUUGUUUUUGCCACUUUUCACAUUAUUGUGUUCUUUCUUUAUUGUCGAAAAUGCAGCAAAAUAAGCGCUUCCUUCACUAAUCAUGUGUUUUGUUAUUAUUGUAAAUAAUUUAUGUUCGGUUGAGUGGAACGAAUAAGAACAUAAAUUAAUUUAUCAUAGGUACUAGAACACAUGUUAUAUGUUUUGGUUUUAUAGAUUUAAACCUGUAGCCAUUGGCUACUAUUUAUAGCAUAUAACCUGUAGAACAGGUAUUCAAGUUAAGCACGAUUUUCACUCAUUCGAAGGCUUUUCUUUGCCGCAUUUGCACAAUCCCCACCCACCCACCCACUUAUUUAGUGACAUUUAAAAAUCAAGGACUGUGCACUAUGUAAAAUGUUUUAUUUCAGAAAGAAGUUUGAAGAAUCUUUAUAUGUAUUUGUACGUGUAAAUAAAUGCAGCAAAAUAAGCGCUUCCUUCACUAAUCAUGUGUUUUGUUAUUAUUGUAAAUAAUUUAUGUUCGGUUGA
This is a messenger RNA of Magallana angulata, 2584 nucleotides long. RefSeq lists its product as uncharacterized. Gene Ontology annotation, molecular function: DNA binding. Gene Ontology annotation, biological process: DNA recombination; DNA integration. NCBI's taxonomy places the organism in Eukaryota, Metazoa, Mollusca, Bivalvia, Ostreida, Ostreidae. The coding region runs from base 506 to 2071 and encodes 521 amino acids. The record is from RefSeq and is a predicted model, not a curated record. The transcript has 2 exons.